Molecule: messenger RNA, 1425 nt
Organism: Penicillium lagena
Lineage: Eukaryota; Fungi; Ascomycota; Eurotiomycetes; Eurotiales; Aspergillaceae
Product: acyltransferase family protein
Exons: 3
Coding region: 1-1425 (474 amino acids)
Biological process (GO): polysaccharide biosynthetic process
Cellular component (GO): membrane
Molecular function (GO): acyltransferase activity, transferring groups other than amino-acyl groups
Source: RefSeq, a predicted model, not a curated record
AUGUCAUUCCUUCAACCAUCCUAUCUAUAUACCCGUCUGGCGGACGCGGUCCCAACAGCCCUACCAUGGAGCGGAGGUGAUUCUUCCGUGAAGGGAGAUCCACGAAAGAGCGUCAAGUGGAUUGAUGGGCUCCGAGGCAUCGCCUCCUUUUUGGUUGUCAUGACCCAUCUUGCCCGAGCAUGGGACUACGACCUGUUCUCCCCACGCGACACUGAAAAUGCCUCGCCACGGGUCCUGCAGUGGCUUGUCCUGCGUAUCCCCUGGCAGGGCCGUAUUGGAGUCACCAUCUUCGCCUUUCUGACUGGAUACGUCUGCGCGCUGAAACCGAUCAAACUCUCACGAGCCGGAGACAAACAGGCAGCGUUCACGACGAUCGCGAAAAGCGCCUUCCGCAGGCCACCACGCCUCAUUCUUCCUGCGACUAUUGCACUAAUUAUCUCCUGGACUGUCGCUCAGUUUGGUGGCUUUGUUGUUGCCAAUCGGUCCGACUGCUGGUGGUGUCGCUAUGCAUCGCCUGACCUGGCGCCGACCUUCUUGGAUGAACUGAUUCGCUUGCCGAAGAACUUCUUGUCUGUCUGGACGACUGGUUUUAUGGCCUAUGAUGACCACCAGUGGGCGCUUCUGCCGCUGCUGCUUGCCUCGAUGCUCAUCUAUAUCCUGCUCACGGCGACCAUGUUCGUGAAGUUCCGCUUCCGAAUGCUGAUCUAUGUGGGCAUGAUGCUUUACUUCCAUCAGGAUGGCGCAAAGGACGUCGAAACAUUCCAAAUGCAAGCCGUCUACGGCAUGCUCCUCAGCGACCUCAGCUACUCCGCCACCUUAAAAGAAUGGAUCGAGAACCACCGCUGGGGCCGCAAAGCGCUCAGCAUCCCCCUCACAAUCGUCGGACUCCUCAUCGCCUCAUAUCCCGGCGAGCACCCAGAAUGGGCGCAGUGGUCGAAUAUCAUGCUCAAGGUCGCACACUACGCCUUCCCGCCAGAUGUCAACAUCGGUAAGCGAUACACCGCCGUGGGCGUUGACAUGAUUAUCCUGGCCAUCUACCUGUCCCCAUCGACAAAGGAGUUCCUAGCCAGCCGCUUGCUGCUGUGGCUAGGCAAGCAGAGCUUCGCUGUGUAUCUGAUCCACGGCACUAUGCUCCGCGUUGUACUCGUCUGGAUGCUGUACGGUAUCACGGGCCAGCCCUGGGAGGGACCUGAGGCUGGUACGGACGAUGACCGCGACUGGAUCCAGCUGCGUCCGCCUUGGGUCGUGGCCGUCUCCAUCCCUAUCUGGAUCGCGCUCGUAUAUGCCCUCGCUUCACUGUGGACUGCCUACGUUGAUCCAUUCUGUGCUCGGUUGACUCAGAAAUUGGAGGAUUGCAUGUUUCAGAAUGACGAGAAGGCUUCGCUGCCUUUGCCUGCUACGUCGCUUCCCAUGCCGACGACAUAA